GGAUGUCAAUGGCAGGGCGCAGAGGAUUUUGUCCGCUUGCAACCUCAACUUUCACAUCGAUCUAGGUCCUUACUCUGGUGAGCAUGUCCGCAUACUAUCCAGAUGGAGCACGCUCACCAGGCGUUCCCUAAAUUAUGUGAUGAUAUAUUAUCCCUGCCACCGCUGCAUGAUGAAGACGCUGUUUCAUAUCCCGCCACCGUAGACCCCAUCUUCUCGCUACCGUCGGAGCUUCCCGAUAGCUUCUCUCCUCUUCCAUCCCAGCCAGAUGCGACAUCAGUAUCUCCAGAUAGCGGCGGGCCUGCCCCCCCUACACGCCCUCCUCAGCGUCUAUCCGUGGAGGCCGUGAGAACCCUCAAGUCAUGGCUCAACAACCACCCGGAGAACCCAUAUCCCACGACCCAGGAGAAGGAUGAGCUGGCGCAACGCACCAGUCUGACUCGGGCGCAAGUCUCCAACUGGUUUAUCAACGCUCGACGGCGUAAGCGCUCCAGCGGGUAUAUGUCUGCCCGUCAGAGCCCGUCAUUCCUAUCCCCCAUGGAACGCUGGAGGAGCUCGCCACCGGAAAGCGAGGCCGCAGCCACAGAUGACAUCCUGCGAGCUCUCGCCGAUAGCGAUAUUUCCGCUUUUUCGGACAGCUUGCCAUACACCGUACCCCAGUACGCCUGGUCCAGCAACGACUCCAGCGGCUCCUUCGUUCUCGGGGAUGCUUCCAUCAGCAGCUGUGGACGCAGCCAGUCAUCCAGCUCGGAGAUUUCGGUCGCCUUAUCAUCGCAUAGGCCGCCACAACGUCCACCAACCCCACUUCAUCGUCCGUCAUCUCGUCGCCACCGUCGGAAACACAUCCGUCAUGCAAACCGUCUGCAGUGGACUCGUAGGCCCUACCAGUGUACGUUCUGCGCGGACACGUUCGCAACGAAAUACGACUGGCAGCGCCACGAGAAGGCUCUUCACCUUCCCGUCGACCAAUGGCGCUGUUCUCCAGAAGGCGGACUCAUCAUCGACAACAACGGCACACCUGUGUGCGUCUUCUGUCAACAAGCCAACGCAGACGAAGACCAUCUCGAAACAGCACACAACUACAGUACCUGUCUCGAGAAACCAUCCGAGCAACGCAUCUUCACUCGGAAGGACAACCUCCGGCAGCACCUGAAACUAACCCACCGCGUCGACACUUUCCAUGCAGCCAUGCUCACCUGGCGCGAAAGCCGAGGCCACCGUAUCCUCUCCCGCUGCGGGUUCUGCAGCGCAACGUUCCAAUCCUGGCAGGAGAGAGUCGACCAUGUCGCAGAGCAUUUCAAGCACGGUGCCGACAUGAAGCAGUGGAUGGGCGAUUGGGGUUUCGAGCCGGAAGCUCAGCGGCUCGUUGAGAAUGCGAUACCGCCAUAUUUGAUUGGGCGUGAGGCGCAGACGCCUGAUCCGUGGCGGACAUCGGAUGUGUUUCCGAUGCCGCGGGAGGAGGAUGAAGAGGACGAUGAAAUUCCGUUUCGGUGGGAUGUGCCGACUGCUUUGGAUCGGUAUUUUGAUGUGCACCGCGAUCUGUUGGCGUUUAUUCGCGAACAGAUGUCAAAUGGAUGCAGGCCGUCGGAUCAGAUGAUUCAGGAUCGUGCGAGGCUGUUCGCGUAUGAGAGUGAUGAUCCGUGGAAUCAGACAUAUGCGGAUGAUUUGUGUUGGCUGGAGGCGGUUAAGCAGGAAGCUGGGUUGGUUUAGAGAUAGGAGGUUCUGUUUCUAAUGACGUCUUGCCACGAAAUGCGUUAUGCAUCUCUGAGUUGUCUGGCCAUUGGCUAGUUAUGCGUUUGAUCUUUGAACUUUGGAGAUCUCGGCUGUUUGCUGCAUAUGGUAGGCCUUGGGUCAAUGUUACAGCCUUUGUACACCUUUGACAUGAUGGAUUUUUGGUUGACUCAAACGGGUUACUCACUAUUCAGGUGUCCCACGCAAUUAGGUUUUCAGCCUCCCCUCCAUCCACAUUUUGGUGGUAGGACCCUCAGAUGUCGCGAAAAUAUUCCUGGCCCGCUUGACAAUCCCCAGAGUUAUGGGGAUAGAUUAGGUGAUUUUCGUUAUCGCCGGGUCCAAGGAGCACUCCUUGGGGGGUUCGGUCUCCGUCGGUCCAGAUAUAAUGGUGCAAUGUACUAGCAGGGAUGUCCAAUGAUAAGACCUCGAAUCCAGACCACUUGUUAUUCUGUGUAUAUUUUCAGCCUACCUGUGACUGUAACAGGCCAAUCACUGGCUUAUCUAUCUGAUACGGAAGUCAUAUAUAAUCCCGCUUCUUUCUGCGUCAAUCGUGUCUAUUAAUCUCUUGAUCUAUCUCUUGGAAUUACUACCGAAUUCAGAUG
Molecule: messenger RNA, 2330 nt
Organism: Aspergillus welwitschiae
Lineage: Eukaryota; Fungi; Ascomycota; Eurotiomycetes; Eurotiales; Aspergillaceae
Exons: 1
Coding region: 103-1707 (534 amino acids)
Biological process (GO): regulation of DNA-templated transcription
Molecular function (GO): DNA-binding transcription factor activity, RNA polymerase II-specific; DNA binding
Source: RefSeq, a predicted model, not a curated record